AUGUCGUCAUCAAGAACCAUGCUGGCCCGCUUCUCGCAGUCAUUGCGAGCAUCUCCUUCUCCCGCAGCAGCCGGCGCGGCACGCUACUUCUCUUCAUCGUCUCGUGCAUCACAAGCACCCAUUCUUCCACCCACCAAACCUGCAUCUCAAUCGCAGCCAUCGCUGCCGCCAGCACCGAAGUCCCAAAUCGAGCAGAUCAAGCAGUACCCAGCACACCCCUUGCUCCAGUUCUUCCGCACACGUCCACACGAGAUCAGCGACAAAGCGCUGGGGGGUACGGCCGCGUACGAAGAAGCCAGUGGCGAUGCGGUCUCGGCACCAAAGUACUUCGUUAACCUGCCACACGCUGUCGACCAGACGGAUCUGGGACGCGAUGCCAAUAGCAGGUCGUGGCUGGCGAGCGAACUGCGCCUGAAGAGCUCCAAGGACCUGCACACGUUGUGGUACGUGCUGCUCAUGGAGAGGAACAGAUUGGCAACGGCGUGGGAGGAGCUCAACCGUGUGGGGGCUAGACAGGCCGCUAGGAUGUGGUCUGAAAACCUUGGUCGAAAGAACCACAGAGUUCGCAAAUCCAUGGCUCGCAUUAAAUUCGUUCUCAACGAACGUCGUCUGGCGCUCAUCGAGGCACAGAAGCAAGUGCGCGAAGCUGUCGCCGCUCCCGAGCCCGGUCAAGGUGGCAGCCUCUUCGAGGAGGGUGCCCCCGAGGAUAUCGCUCAGCCAUCUACCACUACAUCGGCAUAA
Sporisorium graminicola is the source of this 741-nucleotide messenger RNA. RefSeq lists its product as uncharacterized. Gene Ontology annotation, molecular function: structural constituent of ribosome. Lineage: Eukaryota; Fungi; Basidiomycota; Ustilaginomycetes; Ustilaginales; Ustilaginaceae. The transcript has 2 exons. Gene Ontology annotation, cellular component: mitochondrial large ribosomal subunit; mitochondrial ribosome. The record is from RefSeq and is a predicted model, not a curated record. Gene Ontology annotation, biological process: mitochondrial translation. Bases 1 to 741 code for a protein of 246 amino acids.